UUGCACCGGCCGCUCGCGCGCAGCCCGGCGUCGCCCCGUGCCGCGCUCGCUCCUCCCUCCCUCCUCCCGCUCCGUGGCUCCCGCGCUCCCGGCGAGGCUCAGGAGCCGACCGCGCGGACGGGCGCACGGGCAGACGGCCCCGGGGAAGCGUCGGCCCGCGCCUCCCGGGCGGGCUAUGUUGAUUGCCCCGCCGGGGCUGGCCCGCGGGAUCAGCACAGCCCGGCCCGCGGCCCCCGCGGCCAGUGGGGACUAUGAACCGGAAAGCGCGGCGCUGCCUGGGCCACCUCUUUCUCAGCCUGGGUAUGGUCUACCUCCGGAUCGGUGGUUUCUCCUCGGUGGUAGCUCUGGGUGCCAGCAUCAUCUGUAACAAGAUCCCAGGCCUGGCUCCCAGACAGCGGGCGAUCUGCCAGAGCCGGCCCGACGCCAUCAUCAUCAUAGGAGAAGGCUCCCAAAUGGGCCUCGACGAGUGUCAGUUUCAGUUCCGCAACGGCCGCUGGAACUGCUCGGCGCUAGGGGAGCGCACCGUCUUCGGGAAGGAGCUCAAAGUGGGGAGCCGGGAGGCUGCCUUCACGUACGCCAUCAUUGCUGCUGGAGUGGCCCACGCCAUCACAGCUGCCUGUACCCAGGGCAACCUGAGCGACUGUGGCUGCGACAAAGAGAAGCAAGGCCAGUACCACCGGGACGAGGGCUGGAAGUGGGGUGGCUGCUCUGCCGACAUCCGCUACGGCAUCGGCUUCGCCAAGGUCUUUGUGGAUGCCCGGGAGAUCAAGCAGAAUGCCCGAACUCUCAUGAACUUGCACAAUAACGAGGCUGGCCGAAAGAUCCUGGAGGAGAACAUGAAGCUGGAGUGCAAGUGCCACGGCGUGUCGGGCUCAUGCACCACCAAGACGUGCUGGACCACGCUGCCACAGUUUCGGGAGCUGGGCUACGUGCUCAAGGACAAGUACAACGAGGCCGUCCACGUGGAGCCCGUGCGCGCCAGCCGCAACAAGCGGCCCACCUUCCUGAAGAUCAAGAAGCCGCUGUCCUACCGCAAGCCCAUGGACACAGACCUGGUGUACAUCGAGAAGUCUCCCAACUACUGCGAGGAGGACCCGGUGACGGGCAGCGUGGGCACGCAGGGCCGCGCCUGCAACAAGACGGCGCCCCAGGCCAGCGGCUGCGACCUCAUGUGCUGCGGCCGCGGCUACAACACCCACCAGUAUGCGCGUGUGUGGCAGUGCAACUGCAAGUUCCACUGGUGCUGCUACGUCAAGUGCAACACGUGCAGCGAGCGCACGGAGGUGUACACGUGCAAGUGAGCCCGAGACCGCGCGGCCCGCCGUCUCCAGCUGCAGGUGAGCCUGCGGGGGG
This is a messenger RNA of Ceratotherium simum simum (southern white rhinoceros), 1353 nucleotides long. RefSeq names its product Wnt family member 7A (gene WNT7A). Lineage: Eukaryota; Metazoa; Chordata; Mammalia; Perissodactyla; Rhinocerotidae. Gene Ontology annotation, biological process: positive regulation of JNK cascade; multicellular organism development; cell fate commitment. Gene Ontology annotation, cellular component: extracellular region. The record is from RefSeq and is a predicted model, not a curated record. Gene Ontology annotation, molecular function: frizzled binding; cytokine activity.